This is a messenger RNA of Toxorhynchites rutilus septentrionalis, 3470 nucleotides long. Its product is annotated as Y+L amino acid transporter 2. Lineage: Eukaryota; Metazoa; Arthropoda; Insecta; Diptera; Culicidae. Gene Ontology annotation, biological process: amino acid transmembrane transport. Bases 474 to 1943 code for a protein of 489 amino acids. The record is from RefSeq and is a predicted model, not a curated record. The transcript is spliced from 10 exons. Gene Ontology annotation, molecular function: L-amino acid transmembrane transporter activity. Gene Ontology annotation, cellular component: membrane.
GCUUUGGAAUCAUUCGAACACUGGCGUUCGAAGCGUGCGCACAGUUUGGCGCGGAUAUAUUGGCGCGUGGAUUUUAAAUUAUUCGUCGAUCAAGCGCGGUUUUAAUGAAGUGAUUACAUCUUUUUCUCUCGUGGUUUAAUGGUUGUGAGGUGAUGUGUCUUCCAAGAAGCCACCAUAAUUAACGCAGUUAAAGGAUAUAUCUGUGCGUUCGUUUAAAGUCUGUUACGUUUUUGCGGAGCAUACGCAGCAAGUGAUUUGGUUAUAAUUGUUAUGAUGUGAUGAGACGAAUCUCGUUGGCCUGAGAAGCAAGAAGUGAGAGACGUGUGAAACUGUACUUGUUCGGUGCGGAAAGAACCAGAAAGCAAGAUUUUGUGAACAGAAAUUGGAGUGGUUUUCGUCCUUUUUUGAACCUUGAGAAGGUCCCAAUUCAUAUACUGUAUCAUCGAUAUUGUUGAAUAACCACAACAUUCGCAAUGGAGGACGAUUCGCUAACGAAGGACAUCCGGAAGGACUCACUUUCUAAAAAUGGGAAGGCUGCCGACGGUGGAGAUGGGGAAAUUACCCUCAAGCCAAAGAUGACGCUAGUCAACGGAAUAACGGUGAUCGUCGGGUCGAUCAUCGGUUCCGGAAUUUUUGUCUCCCCAACCGGGGUGCUGAUCAAUACCGGCAGUGUGAACAUGUCGCUUGUUGUUUGGGUCCUAUCUGGUCUGUUCUCGAUGGUUGGUGCCUAUUGCUAUGCCGAGUUGGGAACGAUGAUAAAGAAAUCAGGUGCCGAUUAUGCGUACAUAAUGGAAACCUUUGGUCCUUUCAUGGCGUUCAUUCGCCUGUGGAUCGAGUGUAUGAUAGUGCGUCCUUGCUCGCAGGCCAUCGUUGCACUUACCUUCAGUGUGUACGUCCUGAAACCGUUUUUCCCCGAGUGCCAACCCCCGGAGGACGCGGCCCGGUUGCUAGCCGUCUGCUGUAUCUUGGUACUGACAUUUAUCAACUGUUGGGACGUAAAAUGGGCCACCGCCGUGCAGGAUAUCUUCACCUACGCCAAGCUGCUAGCCCUGUUCAUCAUCAUCGGCACUGGAGUAUACUACCUGAGCACAGGCCACACCGAGCAUUUCACGUUUGAUAACACGAAAACCGAAGUCACAUCAUUGGCGUUGUCGUUUUAUUCGGGUCUUUUUGCCUACAAUGGAUGGAACUACUUGAACUUUAUCAUCGAAGAGUUGAAGGAUCCAGUGAAAAAUCUUCCACGUGCAAUUGCCAUUUCGUGCACACUCGUAACCGUUGUGUACGUGUUUACCAACAUCUCCUUCUACACCAUCCUUUCGCCGGAGGAAGUGCUCGGUUCGGAGGCGGUCGCCGUUACCUUUGCCGAUCGUGUGUUUGGGAUGUUUGCCUGGACGAUUCCAGUUUUUGUGGCUCUGUCGACCUUCGGAGCCGUUAAUGGAAUCUUGCUGACGUCAUCGCGACUGUUCUAUGCCGGUGCCUGCGAAGGUCAGAUGCCCGAGAUUCUGACCAUGAUUCAAAUCCAGCGACUGACUCCGACUCCGGCCGUGCUAAUCAUGGCACUGCUUUCUAUGCUAUACCUGACCGUGUCGGAUAUUUUUGCGCUGAUUAACUACGUUGGAUUUGCCACAUGGCUGAGCAUUGGCGUUGCGGUUCUGUGCCUUCCAUGGCUGCGGUGGGCUCAGCCAAACCUCAACCGUCCGAUCAAGGUGAAUCUGAUCUUCCCAAUUUUCUACCUGAUAGCCACAGUAUUUGUCACGGUCGUUCCAAUGAUCGCAAGCCCGGUGGAGACCGGCUAUGGACUGCUCAUGAUUCUCACCAGUAUUCCCGUCUACUUCAUCUUCAUCGCGUGGCGAAACAAGCCUAAAUGGUUCAACCAUACGAUGGGCGGAUUCACUCAAAGUUUACAGAAGUUGAUGAUGGUGGUGCGGCCAAAACAGAAAUAAGUUGGUCCGCGUUGAGAGCAAAUGCGAACAGUGGCCCUCACGCGAUUCCUGCAAAAAAUGCUCAUGGUCGUUGGCAAGGCCAAACCAGCUCAGGUUUAAAUCAUCUCAUAAUCAGGAUAGUAGAAGGAAAGGCAACGAUCAGUAGUUACUGAGAGGACUACAUUAAGUCAAGGACAUGCAUUAUGAUUAUCAUUAUUGUAAGUGAAACUAUUAUUACAACAACAAACAAAAAAAACAGAGAGCGAACGGAUAGAAGAAUUGUUACGCCAGAUUGUUGUUAGGGGAGAACCCCGAAACUGUGGAUAUUUGUGGCAUUUGAUUGAUAGGUCGUUAUAUCUUAGAAGCGUUGUUUUUAUCAGACUCACGAAAGGUUGUUUUUGUUUAGUGCUUUUUUAAAUAUAAUAUUUGAACAUUCCAUAUAAUCACAGUUAAAGUGAUCCAAACAGUACGACUAUGUUUACCAUUACUUGAAAUGUAUUGUAGGAUUUUCUUGGCGACAAUAUGUUCCUGUUAGAUAUUUUAGAUAUUUUCGCACUGAUCUGCUUAAGAGAAUCCAACUUAAACACAAAAUGAGAGAACAAAAACUUCAGAAAGUGUUCAUUUUACAGUUAGUGGUAAUUGACAAAAUUUCAUUCCAAUUUUCCAACAGAAAAAAGUCAACAGUAACGAUAGAAAUGAAAAUAGAAACAAACAUAACACAGACAAUCCUCGACUACACAUUCCACCACUAUGAACCAUUGUUGCAGACUGCUAAAGCAAUAGUUGUGUUGCUCAUAUUCAGGAUAGCACAUAUCACGAAACAUGAAAUCGAAUCUCAAGUUGUAAUUAUUAUAUACCAUAUCAAUCCUUCGUUUGUUAACACGCCGAUCAAUUAUUUGGAGUUUCCAUUUUGAUGGUACUGCAGAAAAGGAUGCAUUCAAAUUAUACUUGUAAGUAACUGAUUCAAAUUUUGAAGCGGUAAGCAUUGCCAUUCGAAAAUGUUUUAAAUGUGUGAAAUCCGUGUAUUAACGAAGUUGUAUUUGCUGAUACGAAAAAGUCGUUUUGUCCCGCUGCUUGAAAAUUGAAAUGAUGAACCAAGAACCGCACCCACUGCUCCCGCAAGGAGCCAAUGAGAAUGAUUAGAAGUGAUCAAACAUUGUUGACAAUAAUCUAAAUUUUAGUGUUUUGAAUGGUCGAACUGAGAGAGCAAAUAGAGGAUUUAGUGGCUGAUUAAGCCAAUACAUUAUACACACCGCUAUGUAUAUUCAUGGAAUUCUAUAUAAGAGCAAAAACGAAGCAUAUUAGAUGUGAAUAUUAAAGAACACAAAGCAUGGAUGUGAAUGCCGUAUGUAGCAACAAUCUCGACUGUCUGAAAACAUCACUGCAGUAUAUACUCAACCGAAUCGCGCCAUAUUUCGGAGGGAUUGUAAAACGAAAGCUUUAGCUUACAAGGAGGGAACAGUUCAGACGAGAGAAUUAAAGCAAUGGCUGAUGAGAGCAAACGGGUAACGUUAGCUACUAUAGAACAAUAAAGUGUAUUACAGCAAA